Messenger RNA from Andrographis paniculata, 800 nucleotides. RefSeq names its product bidirectional sugar transporter SWEET4-like. Gene Ontology annotation, cellular component: membrane. The record is from RefSeq and is a predicted model, not a curated record. The coding region runs from base 51 to 800 and encodes 249 amino acids. The transcript has 5 exons. Gene Ontology annotation, biological process: carbohydrate transport. Gene Ontology annotation, molecular function: sugar transmembrane transporter activity. Lineage: Eukaryota; Viridiplantae; Streptophyta; Magnoliopsida; Lamiales; Acanthaceae.
UCUCACACUAGAACCAAAGGAAUCUCUCACUAAAAUUUUCUUCAUCUAUCAUGUUCUCCAAAGGCGAUGCUCGCACUCUUAUUGGUGUUAUAGGUAAUAUUAUUUCGAUCAUUCUGUUUUUGUCUCCAGUGCCAACAUUUUAUGAUAUUUGGAAGAAAAAAUCAGUGGAAUUAUACUCACCAAUGCCAUAUUUGGCGACAUUCAUCAACUGUGGGCUCUGGGUACUAUAUGGAUUGCCUAUGGUACAACCUCACAGCACCCUCGUUGUGACCAUAAACGCCUCCGGACUUGUUAUUGAGUUGGUUUAUAUAUCGCUAUUUUUUGCAUUUUCGAAUGGCAAAAAAAGGUUAAAUUUGACGAUGUUUAUGCUCAUCGAGUGUUCAUUCUUGGCCCUUUUGACCCUUCUUGUGCUCACCUUAGUCCACUCCAUAAAACUUCGAGCUUCUAUCGUAGGAAGCAUUUGCAUGGCCGGGAAUACUUUGAUGUACGCUUCACCGUUAUCAGUCAUGAAAAUGGUGAUCAAGACAAAAAGCGUGGAAUAUAUGCCAUUUUUCUUGUCGCUUUUCUCUUUUCUCAACGGAGUUUGUUGGACCUCUUAUGCUCUUAUUCAUCUCGACCCUUUCAUUGCGGUCCCUAAUGGGCUCGGAACCUUACUUGGGGCAGCCCAAUUACUACUCUAUGUCAUGUUUUACAAGUCUACCAAGAAAAUGAAGGCCCAAGAAAAAGCCCAACCUCAACUGCCUACAGAUACUUCAAUUGCCCUUCCCCAUUCUUCACCAACACUCAUCAAUGGAGCUUAG